Salarias fasciatus (jewelled blenny) is the source of this 2588-nucleotide messenger RNA. It is a transcript of the gene fbxl14b, whose product is annotated as F-box and leucine-rich repeat protein 14b. Bases 658 to 1860 code for a protein of 400 amino acids. NCBI's taxonomy places the organism in Eukaryota, Metazoa, Chordata, Actinopteri, Blenniiformes, Blenniidae. The record is from RefSeq and is a predicted model, not a curated record. The transcript has a single exon. Gene Ontology annotation, cellular component: SCF ubiquitin ligase complex. Gene Ontology annotation, biological process: SCF-dependent proteasomal ubiquitin-dependent protein catabolic process. Gene Ontology annotation, molecular function: protein binding.
AGACAAAGGCUUUGAGCCCAGGACGCCCCUCUCUCUCUCUCACUCUUCCCACAAAGCCAAUCCUGCUCUAUCUUUUUUUGCCUUUCUAUCAUGGAGCUGUGUUUUAGUAGGUGGCGGUAAGAGUGCCGGUUUUGUUUUUCACUUUCUCAUUCUGAAAUGUACGACCGUCUGGAUCCCCGCUCGGCCGAGAGAGGAAGGCUUUUUGUAGGUAUAAUACAAGGAAGCGUCGUCUGAGAGAGGGAGAGAGGGGGAAGGAUUGACGCUUUUUCCUCCUCUCCUCCACCUCCUUCCUUUCGCCCCCCUCUCCUCCUCUUUUUUGGCGGAGAGAGGGGUUGAGGCAGGAAUAAACGCUCUUUUUUUGUUUUUUCUUUUUCUUUUUUAAUACAUUUGAAUCCUACUGCGCAACCAGACCGGAUCACGUGUCAUUGGAGAGAGUUGGAUCGAUUUUGCACAGUUCAGUGUGAGAGAAAAAGAGAAACACACACACACAACUCCUAUUUCCUCUUCUUCUUUUUUUUAAUUUUUACUUCUGUGGAUAACUGGGACUGUUGAUACUUUUUGCGUAAUUGCAACAGAAGCGGGUGUUUGAGUGGACUUCUCUUUUCAGCCUUGGAGGUGUGGAGUAUUAAUUCUUAUAUGCCUGGGUUUUAAAAAACAAUGGAGACGCACAUUUCGUGCCUCUUCCCGGAAAUUUUGGCCAUGAUUUUCAGCUAUCUGGAUGUGAGGGACAAAGGCAGGGUAGCCCAAGUGUGCAUCGCUUGGAGGGACGCAUCCUACCAUAAGUCAGUGUGGAGGGGGGUGGAGGCCAAGCUGCACCUCCGCCGGGCCAAUCCCUCCCUGUUCCCCAGCCUCCAGGCCAGGGGCAUCCGGAGGGUCCAGAUCCUGUCUCUGCGCCGCAGCCUCAGCUAUGUCAUCCAGGGAAUGCCCAACAUCGAGUCCCUCAAUCUGUCAGGCUGCUACAACCUGACUGACAACGGGCUGGGUCACGCGUUUGUGCAGGAGAUCCCGUCACUCCGGGUUUUGAACCUGAGUCUGUGCAAGCAGAUCACUGACUCCAGUCUCGGCAGGAUCGCCCAGUAUCUGAAGAACCUGGAGGUGCUGGAGCUCGGCGGCUGCAGCAACAUCACCAACACUGGACUUCUGUUGAUAGCCUGGGGCCUCCACCGGCUCAAGAGCCUCAACCUGAGGUCCUGCAGGCAUGUGUCAGACGUGGGGAUCGGACAUUUGGCGGGUAUGACCCGCAGCGCAGCGGAGGGCUGCCUAAACCUGGAGUACCUGACUCUGCAGGACUGUCAGAAACUGACAGAUCUGUCGCUCAAACACAUUUCCAAGGGGCUGACCAAACUCCGGGUGUUGAACCUGAGCUUCUGUGGGGGGAUCUCAGACGCAGGGAUGAUCCACCUCUCCCACAUGGGCUCCCUGUGGAGCCUGAACCUGCGCUCCUGUGAUAACAUCAGUGACACGGGGACCAUGCACCUUGCCAUGGGCACGCUGAGGCUCUCUGGACUUGACGUUUCCUUCUGUGACAAGAUCGGGGACCAAACUCUGGCGUACAUCGCUCAGGGGCUCUACCAGCUCAAGUCCCUGUCCUUGUGCUCGUGCCACAUCUCUGACGACGGGAUAAACAGGAUGGUGAGGCAAAUGCACGAGCUGAGGACCCUGAACAUUGGACAGUGUGUACGGAUCACGGACAAAGGACUGGAGCUCAUAGCGGACCACCUGACCCAGCUGGCGGGCAUUGACCUGUAUGGAUGUACCAAGAUCACCAAGAGGGGACUGGAGAGGAUCACACAGCUCCCCUGCCUUAAAGUGUUGAAUCUGGGACUGUGGCAGAUGACAGAGAGUGAGAAAGUGAGGUGAUUGGAAAUGUUUAUUUUUGAGAGUGUGCGUGUGCUUGUGUGUGUGUGUGUUCUUUUUCUUUUUUGGAUGGGGACAGAGGGAGACAUGAGGAGCAUGAUGAAGUGGGACGAAUGGGGAUGGAAAUUUCCUUUUUUACCUAAAAAGAGAAACCCUUCCUUUAUCCUCCUGCUUCAGGUGUCAUUCUCCCAUGGGUCCAGAAUUUUACAUUCGAUGUCUUAUUUUUUCUUUACGUUUUGCCUUGCAGGAUUUAAAUUAGUGUUUGAUAUGACUUAAUAUUCUGCCUGGUAGAAAGCAAUUAAAACUUUUGUUUUGAGCUGAUGAAAUCCCCUGUUAACAAACGCUUUGAUCUCAUAUUGAGUUUUAAUGUCUCGUAAAAUGCGACUUUGAACUGGACAAAACUUCAGAGCGAAUCGGUUCGUUUCGCAGAGAGUCAUUUCCUCGAUUCAGUAGUCUUCAUUUCCUGACACCGGCUUUCCAGAAGAUUCUGGAAGUGAAACUUUCACCCAUCCAAACGGUUUCUUUCCCUAAUCAAUCAAAGCAAAGAGGAGGUUUUAAAACUUCAAUAUGAGACUUUUUUAUUUUUGCAGUGAGUCUGCGUUUGAGACAUUUAUGACUAAUCUCCGCUACAGCCAUCACGCCUAAAAACAUUUGGCUACCUCGUAUUUGGUUAUUUUUUAAAGGGUGUAUACUGUUAAAAAAAAAAAAGAGAGAGAGAGAGAGAGGAGAGA